Messenger RNA from Balaenoptera musculus (blue whale), 1232 nucleotides. RefSeq names its product carbonyl reductase [NADPH] 1. The transcript is spliced from 3 exons. The record is from RefSeq and is a predicted model, not a curated record. NCBI's taxonomy places the organism in Eukaryota, Metazoa, Chordata, Mammalia, Artiodactyla, Balaenopteridae. Bases 142 to 975 code for a protein of 277 amino acids. Gene Ontology annotation, molecular function: carbonyl reductase (NADPH) activity.
GCCUGGCCGCUCCGGGCGUGGGACCUGCAGGUGCGCGCUCUGCAAGCUCUAGAUUCCGCGCACUCUGACGCGCCGCGCCGUUGGGAAAGCACGACAGGCUUGGCUCUCCACCCAAGGGCACCGCACGUCCAGCACCCGGCCAUGUCGUCCUGCGCCCGCGUGGCGCUGGUCACCGGAGCCAACAAGGGCAUCGGCUUCGCCAUCGUGCGUGACCUCUGCCGGCAGUUCACGGGGGACGUGGUGCUCACGGCGCGGGACACAGCACGGGGUCAGGCGGCCGUGCAGCAGCUGCAGGCCGAGGGCCUGAGCCCGCGCUUCCACCAGCUGGACAUCGACGACCUGCAGAGCAUCCGCGCCCUGCGCGACUUCCUGCGCAAGGAGUACGGGGGCCUCGACGUGCUGGUCAACAACGCGGGCAUCGCCUUCAAGACUGUUGAUUCCACACCGUUUCAUAUUCAAGCAGAAGUGACUAUGAAAACAAACUUCUUUGGUACCCAAGCUGUGUGCACAGAGCUCCUGCCUCUAAUAAAACCCCAAGGCAGAGUGGUGAACGUGUCUAGCUUUGUGAGUGUCAGCUCUCUUAAAAAAUGCAGCCCCGAACUGCAGCAGAAGUUUCGAAGUGAGACCAUCACGGAGGAGGAGCUGGUGGGGCUCAUGAACAAGUUUGUGGAAGACACAAAGAAGGGGGUCCACAGGAAGGAGGGCUGGCCGGAGACCGCAUAUGGGGUGACGAAAAUCGGCGUCACAGUCCUGUCCAGAAUCCAAGCCAGGAAACUGAGUGAGCAGAGAGGAGGGGACAAGAUCCUCCUGAAUGCCUGCUGCCCAGGGUGGGUGAGAACUGACAUGGCGGGACCCAGAGCCACCAAAAGCCCAGAAGAAGGAGCAGAGACCCCCGUGUACUUGGCCCUUUUGCCCUCGGACGCUGAGGGGCCUCACGGACAGUUUGUUUCUGAGAAAAAAGUUGUGCAGUGGUGAGCUCACUCACAGCUCCACCCAUGGGCCCAAUUAUGUUCCUGUCCCAAUUUCACGGAAAGGACACUUACACUGUCAAAAAUACCCCUAUGCAAAAAAAAAAAAGAAGAAGAAGAAAAAAAAAGAAUCAAAAUAUCCCUAUCAAGUCCUCACUGGGAAAUGGCUACUAAUUCUGUGAAGCCGUUUGUGUUUCCUUCUGUGAUCCCAGGGGAGGAAAAGUGGGAUGGAUGACAAAUAAUAAAUAAAAGUCAAUAGAUGAA